Capsicum annuum is the source of this 2736-nucleotide messenger RNA. RefSeq names its product protein NRT1/ PTR FAMILY 5.8. NCBI's taxonomy places the organism in Eukaryota, Viridiplantae, Streptophyta, Magnoliopsida, Solanales, Solanaceae. Bases 861 to 2471 code for a protein of 536 amino acids. Gene Ontology annotation, cellular component: membrane. Gene Ontology annotation, biological process: transmembrane transport. The record is from RefSeq and is a predicted model, not a curated record. The transcript has 4 exons. Gene Ontology annotation, molecular function: transmembrane transporter activity.
UUAAUUACUUAACAACUUUCAUUCCCUAAAGGAGAAUUUGAGUGAUUGUCUAGUGUUCCAUUUUUUAAACUUUUUAAAAAGUUGAUUCUUUUUUAUUUUUUCGCGGUUUGAUAUUUGCUUUAGGGUUGAAUUAAUACAAGUUCUAUUUAGUGAUGAACUACUACUACCUUCUAACUUUAGAGUUUGAAUUUUAAUUUUUAACCUUAAAAAAAAAAAAGAAUACUUCGUUAAUUUUUUGUGCAUUUAGAGUGCUAAGUCACAAUUGUGUAUCAUUAAUAUCUCAAUUCAAUAUAGGUACUAUCUUACUUUAUACGAGAGUGAUAUCUCAAUUAAUUUACACGCAACUUGAAUAUCAUACGUAAUACGAUUAAUAAAAGGCUAUUUAUUAGCACCUGUUUAUCGACAUUGGUGCGACAAAAUUGUCUGCCAAGACUAAAGUAAGAAAUAAUUUAGUAACAUUUCUUUCCUAUGCUGGAUCAUUGAUCAUCUCUUGACUGCUUUUGGUGAUUUGUCUAGUGUUCCAUUAUAAUAUACGUCUCUAUAUUAAAGUUAUCCUACUUAAUUGAAAUAGACUAGACUUCUUUUUUUUUUACUUUAAAUCACUAUAUAUGUUGUUAAUAGUUACCUUGUUGGAAUGGAACAAGCCAGCCAAUACAAAUAUAUAUAAUAUGAGGAGAUCUUUCGAGCAAGGCACUAUAUUAACACUGUUUAAUUUGUUUAUGUAGUGGCUGAAACUGUGAGACCAGCUGAAAGCACCAGCAGCAACAGCAUAUAAUUAAUUAGCCUCGUUAAUUAUCUUUACCAAUUUCUUUUCUCCUUUUCAACUUAUAAAUUACAUCUUUUCUUUUUGGAUUCCCUUCAUGGCUGGAGGACAAAGUCGAAGAAAUCUCAACAAACCAUGUAUUCUCCUCAUAGUGAUAGCGGGAAUGGAGAGGUUUUCAUUCAAAGGGGUGGCAUCAAAUUUAGUGACAUAUCUAACAGAUGUGGCCAAAAUGAGCAAUUCAGCUGCAGCAAAGAUGGUUAACAACUGGUGUGGUGUUACCUCUAUGCUGCCACUGCUUGUUGCUCCUCUAGCUGAUUCUUAUUUGGACCGUUACACCACUGUAUUGGCUUCUUCUUCUUUAUAUUUUGCUGGUCUUUUAGCUUUGACAUCAUUGGCAUUACAAUGGCCAUGGACUUCUGUGGAAAAAUCGGGCUUCUCUUCAUCGCUAUCGUGGUCUCUGCAUUUAAUUUCACUAGGCCAGGCAGGUUACAACCCGUCCUUACAAGCUUUUGCUGCAGACCAAUUGGAUGACCAAGACGAAUUGCCCUGUACAAAGAAUGACCAGAGCACCAAGAAGAAGAGUGCAUUUUUCCACUGGUGGUAUUUUGGCAUAUGUUGUGGCAGCCUACUUGGUGUGUCCGUCAUGUCGUACAUACAGGACACGUUAGGAUGGGGCUUAGGUUUCGCCAUUCCCUGUAUUGCCAUGGUAGUAUCGAUUGUAGUCUUCAGAUUUGGCAACCGAUUCUAUACACACAACAAUGAUGGCGAAGUUAUUCAUAUCAGGUCUUUGGGAGUUCAUAUAGUUAAAGCUAUUAGAGCAGCUACCUCAAGAUUCACCUGUGGUGAGAUUGCUGGACCAGAAUCUAACAAGUCAAAAGCUGUUGAGAUCGAACUUGAAAGUAAACCACUCUGUCAACAAGAUUCAGAUGGCAUGGAAGGCGCGGAGGAUAAAAAGUCGGAGAAUGGGAUAGUUGAAAUUCGUAAAGUAGUACUACCUCUACUGCCAGUAUGGAUUAUGCUUCUGAUGUUUGCAGUGAUUUUUCAACAACCUGCAACAUUUUUCACUAAACAAGGCAUGACGAUGAAGAGGAACAUCGGAAGUAACUUCCAAAUUCCACCAGCUGCACUUCAGAGUUCAAUCACCAUAUCUAUAAUCCUGCUCAUGCCUCUAUAUGACACGGUAUUUAUCCCCUUCAUUCGUGUUUUGACACGUAAUGAGAAAGGUAUCACUGUGAUGCAGAGAAUGGGAAUAGGGAUGUUCCUAUCGGUGAUAGCUAUGAUAAUUGCAGCUGUUACUGAAAGGAAAAGACUGGAUAUUGCCAGAAAUAUAGGGGCUUCAAUUUCAGAAGCUUUGCCAAUGAGCAUAUUUUGGUUGCUGCCUCAAUACAUUCUCUUGGGAAUUUCAGAUAUAUUCACAGUUGUUGGUAUGCAAGAGUUCUUUUAUUCUGAAGUUCCAACAAAUAUGAGAACUUUAGGCAUAGCCCUUUAUACUAGUGUAUUUGGGUGUGGUAGUUUCUUCAGCUCGUUCCUUAUAACCGUGAUUGAACAUUUGACAAGUUCAAUAGGAGAAAAGCAGAACUGGUUCGCCGAUGACAUGAGCAAAGCCCGGCUAGACAACUAUUAUUGGUUUCUGGCGUUGUCAAGUGCUGCCAGUUUCCUUAUGUUUAUGGUUUUCUGUCAAUUUUAUAGGAGGAGGACUGUUAAUUAGAGUAUUGUGGUGACUGAUAGCUUGUUACUGUCGAAUGCUGUGUUUUUUGAUGCGAGUGACAUUCAUUUCUAGUAGAAAGUGAAGGUUUUGCAGUUGUAUAUAAAGGAAGAUAUACUUUGACUUCCUUAUCUAAUGUGUCAUCCUAUUUUAAUUUAGAAAGUACUAGCAACAAAAACUCCUUAUUUCCAAACUGUAAUUACACUUUAUGGUUGUAAUGAGAUAUCUCUCAGAUAACAAGCCAUCGCCCAUCAAUAUCUUUCUUCCC